Messenger RNA from Drosophila rhopaloa, 1432 nucleotides. It is a transcript of the gene Mettl4, whose product is annotated as N(6)-adenine-specific methyltransferase METTL4. NCBI's taxonomy places the organism in Eukaryota, Metazoa, Arthropoda, Insecta, Diptera, Drosophilidae. Bases 1 to 1080 code for a protein of 359 amino acids. Gene Ontology annotation, molecular function: nucleic acid binding; methyltransferase activity. Gene Ontology annotation, cellular component: nucleus; RNA N6-methyladenosine methyltransferase complex. The transcript has a single exon. The record is from RefSeq and is a predicted model, not a curated record.
AUGUUGAGAUUGCAAAGCAAAACAGACGAUAAGCAAUCAGCGGUUUUCUUGAAUCACAGGAAACUAAUAAACGAGGCAUAUGGCGAAUUCCAGCUCAAGUCUGAGCUCUUCCAGUUUCAAGCCAAGAAGACGCCUCAGGAGAAUGGUGGAAAGCAGCCCAAGAAGCGGAAGAAGAAUGCCGGCGAUGGGGGGACAUCCUCCUCGGAAGAUUUGCAUAUGGUGAAUGGAUAUCUCGAGCUUCUGACCAAGCCCAACGCAUCGGCUGAUACUCCUCCAAUAGCCAGGCACUGGGAGGACGCCUACAUCGUGCCCCAACUUUAUGGAGCCAACGAAAGCGGUCGGAUGCAGAAGUUCCAGAGUCAGGAUGACGCGCCCAGCGUAUACUUAAUUCCCAAUCGAUGCAAGUUCUUCAACCACAACGUGGACAAUUUGACAGCACUGCUCCACCAACUCCUGCCCGCCUACGAUCUCAUCGUGCUGGAUCCUCCCUGGCGCAACAAGUACAUCCGUAGGUUGAAGCGUGCCAAGCAGGAGCUGGGAUACUCCAUGCUCAGCAAUGACCAACUGUCGCUCAUCUCGCUCUCCAGGCUCACACACCCACGAUCCAUAGUGGCCAUCUGGUGCACCAAUUCAACGCAGCACCAGGUGGCGCUGGAGCAGCAGUUGCUGCCCAGCUGGCAACUCCGGUUGGUCCACAAACUGAGGUGGUACAAACUCAACACGGACCACCAACUGAUUGCUCCUCCUCUGGGGGACCUUACCCAGAAGCAGCCCUACGAGAUGCUCUACGUGGCCUGUCGCUCAGAUGCUCGUGAGGAUUACGGGAAGGACAUCUUGAACACCGAUCUGCUUCUCAGCGUGCCCAGCAUUGUUCACUCCCACAAGCCACCACUGCUGUCGUGGCUCAGGGAUUACUUGCAGCUGGAGAAUGACCAGAAGGAACCGAAAUGCCUGGAGCUGUUUGCCCGAUAUCUGCAGCCCAACUUCACUUCCAUUGGCUUGGAGGUGCUCAAAUUGAUGGACGAAAGGUUAUAUGAUGUGGGCCAAGAAGGCAACCACUCCAAAUUGGAAAAUACGUAACCCUGGUCGCCAAGUAAUAUUUGGAAAACUUUUGUUUUAUUUAAGACCCUUUAUACAAUAAGUAGAAAACCCUGAGCCUAUUUGUUAUUUACUUCUGAGUAAUUGUUAUUGACAUACUCAUCAAAUAGUCACUCGUAUAAUUGUCAAAUGAAUUUAAAUAUUGGGCUUUGAUUUCGUAAAUUACACUGAAUUCGUUUCCAAUACUAUAGAUAAAUGCUUAUUUAAUUUAUAUUGAGUGUAUUUAAUAUUAGAAAGACUGGCAUGGAAUACAAAAAAAUUAAAAAAGCUUUAUUAAUUAUGUAAAAGGAAUAUUAUUGUUUUAUUCUGUAAGUUAGCAACGUUGCAAUAGGUA